Messenger RNA from Arachis ipaensis, 1752 nucleotides. RefSeq lists its product as uncharacterized. Lineage: Eukaryota; Viridiplantae; Streptophyta; Magnoliopsida; Fabales; Fabaceae. The record is from RefSeq and is a predicted model, not a curated record.
AUGGGAGCAACCCCUUUCCAUCACUCAGUCCUCGAGGUGUGGCUGCCAAAACACUUUGAUAAGGCAACGGACAUGAGGUAUGAUGGAACCCAAGAUCCGCAAGAGCACCUAACGGCCUUUGAGGCCAGGAUGAACUUGGAAGGAGUUGGCGACGAGGUGAGAUGUCGCGCCUUCCCGGUCACUUUGGCAGGACCUGCAAUCCGGUGGUUCAACAACCUCCCGCAGGGUUCCGUGGCCAAGUUUUCCGACAUCAGCCGCGCCUUCUUGGCCCAGUUCACCACCCGCAUCGCAAAGGCGAAACACCCGAUCAACCUGCUCGGGGUGACGCAAAGAUCCGGCGAACCGACUAGAAAAUACAUAGACAGGUUCAACGACGAGUGUUUGGAGAUAGACGGUCUAACCGACUUGGUGGCCAGUUUAUGUUUGAUAAAUGGACUCCGAAACGAGGAUUUCAGGAAACAUCUUACCACCAAGCCUCCCGCCUACAACCAAGCUCGUCAACACGAUAGCAGGGAAAGACUGAAGGAGCACCCCAAAGACGGAGUGCCGGCCAAGACCUUCAAGCCGUUCCCCCGAGUUGGAAAGUUCACCAACUAUACCCCCCUCGCAGUCCCUAUUGUGGAAGUCUACCAGCAGAUAGCCGAGAAGGGAAUUUUGUCGAAACCCCGACCUCUGAAGGACAGAACAGGAGGAAACAAGAAUCUAUAUUGUGAUUAUCACAAGGGCUAUAGACACAAAACACAGGAUUCUUUUGACCUAAAGGACGCGCUGGAGCAAGCGAUCCGAGAUGGAAAGUUAAGCGAGUUCUCCCACCUCAUCAGGGAGCCGAGAAGACGAGAUCGCGACCGAGAUGCAGAGGACAAGAGUCGCCCGGUAAAGCGACGCCAAGAGCCCGGCCUCACGAUAGUAAACGUAGUGAUCGAAAGGGAUGCGGCUCCAAGAUCGAAAUCGGCGCAUAAGAAGGACGCCAAAGUUCUGGCGGUCUCGUCAUCCCACCCUGCGCCAAACUUCAAGAAGACUCCGUCCAUAUCAUUCGGUCCAGGGGACCAAUGGUUUGACGAAGCCAUGGAAAACCCCCCAAUGGUCAUCACGGCCAAGGUAGGAAUCGGCCUGAUUAAGCGAAUUCUCGUAGACACCGGCGCCGACUUGAAUAUCAUGUUCCGCAACGUUUUCGAUGCUUUGGGUCUCCGAGAUGCCGAUCUAAGGACUCACCAGCACGGGGUAGUAGGGCUGAGCGACCACUUUAUCAAGCCUGAUGGAAUAAUCUCUCUACCAGUAUCCAUAGGACUGGGACAGGGGAAAAGGUCGGUAAUGGCGGAGUUCGUAGUCCUGCGAGACUCCAUGGCCUACAACGUCAUCCUAGGAAGAAAGACCAUCAACGACCUCAGAGCAGUAAUUAGUACAAAGAUGUUGAUAAUGAAGUUCAUCGCUGAUGACGGAUCAGUGGGAUCCAUCAAGGGAGACCUGGAAACGGCAGUCGCAUGCGACAAUGCCAGUCUCUCCUUGAGAAAGAUAUCCAAAGAGGCAUCAGGAGUAUUCCUAGCCAACCUGGACGCUAGGGUCGACGACAAACCCAGACCCGAGCCAGAAGGAAAUCUGGAAAAGUUCAGGGUCAGCGACUCGGAAGAGAAGUUCACCUUCGUGAACAGGAACCUCCCCUAUGACCUGAAAGAACCUCUGAUGGAGAUGAUUAGGGCUAACGGCGACCUAUUUGCCUGGACGCCAGCCGACAUGCCGGGGAUAGAUCCCUAG